Aspergillus calidoustus is the source of this 1233-nucleotide messenger RNA. Lineage: Eukaryota; Fungi; Ascomycota; Eurotiomycetes; Eurotiales; Aspergillaceae. The record is from the annotation of a GenBank genome assembly.
AUGGACCCGGCAGUUGCGGCAGCUGCGGCAGAGGUUGUUCAAGCACCGCAACCCGCGCCAUCGGCGGCAGCGCCAAUACAACAGCAACCCCCCUCAACCUCAACCUCUGCCACGGUCCCCGAAUCAAAGGACCCAUUGGCGACGCCUCCGCCAGCGCAGACGACAGCGCCCACGACUGUGCGAUCAACAGCGCUGGCAUAUACCCCCGCGACACUCACCAUCCAACCAGGCACGCAACCUCCAGAGCUCCGAUCCAUCUAUCCCUGGGACUUGAAGACCCCCAUUCCGCUCAGUGACACACUCCCCGUCUUCUACGACGCCUCCACAGCGGAAUACUUCCUCUUCACGAAUCAGGGCGCUUGGCUACUCUACAAGACGCCCCGGGUGACGAUUCCAAAGAAACAGGCGAGGAAGUUUCUCGAUAAUUUUCCGAGCCGCGAUGACGUUGCUGCAGUUAUUGGGGCAGAACUCAAGAUUCCAAAGUGUGAGAGUGGGAUGCUGACCGAUCGGCUUAUCUUAUACCACGCUGUGCAUGAUUCGAUCCUCGUCAGUCGCGUAAAGAAGAACACCUCGCUUUUCCGCUUCUGUGAAGAUAAGGCGAUUCGCAAGGUUUCGGGUCGUGGGACAACAUUUGGCAAUGUUUAUUUGCAAUACAUCAGACCGGAGUUUGAGAACAUCGUUCCGCAUACUUGCCAGGAAUUGUAUAACUGCGGAAACAACGUCAUCUACUGCGGAACAUGCACAGCGUACCGCACAGCAACUGGGGUAGUCAAUAAUACAAUCCAGUGCUCGGUUCCCCGGAUGCUAGGCAGAGUGACAGUCCCAAUCAACGUGGCCCGAAAUCUUCUCACGCAAUGUCUGGAACCGGGGACCACGAAGCUCGACUUUAGCCGCGCCUAUCCCGUGCUCGGGCAGUGCUUCAACAUGUUCGCCAUCUCGACGAUUCCGGCGCCGCCGGCUAAUAUGGUCAUAAACAUGCUUCGUGAUAGCUUGUUCGUAGAGAUCCCAUACCAGGAAAAGGGAGAUGGUAGGUGCCAGAGGUUAAACUGGGCAAACUUUUUCAGCAUCUCCGAUCAGCCGCAGAAUGACAAUGGCCCUAUUUCUGGUUCACAAGCCACGGGAAAUGCGGCAGCCGGUGCAAAGGUUGUGGGUGCUGGGGUUGCCGUGGGAUUGGGCAUUGCAUCGUUAUUGCUAGGAUAAUAUCAUGUCCAACUGGACAACGCACUGGACUCC